Molecule: messenger RNA, 450 nt
Organism: Jaminaea rosea
Lineage: Eukaryota; Fungi; Basidiomycota; Exobasidiomycetes; Microstromatales
Exons: 5
Coding region: 1-450 (149 amino acids)
Source: RefSeq, a predicted model, not a curated record
AUGCACUUUAUUCUCACAGCAUUGGCCUUGUCCGCCUACCUCGUCGCGUCGCUCGUCCAGGCCGAGCCCAGCACCAUCCAGCUGGCCUGCCAGAGCGCCGAUAAUGCCCAUUGCAUGUAUUCUCCAACCGCUGCUCAGCGUAUGGAGGACCCUACGAUGUCCACGACGACUGGCUCUGUCCUUCACACCGAGAGGGACGGUAAAGGUGUCAUCACCUAUCUAAUGAUGGACGGAACGACGGGCAGCAUGCUCAUCUUCUGCAACGACGGCGGCAGCAACCGCUUCAACUUCAGUUGGGCCCACGGCGCAAGCUCCAUCGUGGGUGACCCGUACGUGCAUGGCAACGCCAAGGUGUACUUCAACGACAUGCCCAGUCGCCUGGCCGGUACGGGAGAGACCAUCGCUAGCUCCGCGGCUGGGAUUGACGCUACGGUCACGUGCCCUCACUAG